GCGAAGUAUUGUGUUUAAUUAACGACCGUUUCUUUAAAUGAAAUUUAAUAACAAAAUUUAAUUAUUUUAUUAAACAGCGUCUAUAAAUGAAAAUUUUUCAAACAUUAUUUAGUCACCUACUAAAUAUGGUUGCGAUGAAAGAGAUCUUGCUCUUCGCCACAAUUUCGGCUUGUAUAUUUUUAACCGUUACUGCAAAACCAUCUCCAGAAGCGAAGAAGGUUGAUAAAGUUUCACUGAGAUUAGGACCUUUAGAAGAAGCAGAUAUAGAGGCUGAGCUUAGACAAUUCAUACUGCCAAAUUCUAAGUACGGCGGGCGGCGGCAAGAUUUAACAGAAUUUAAUUAAGCUCAUCGAAAAAAUUCAAUGAGAUCCCGAUGCCCCAACAAGGAAAUAACAAGACUAGGCGAUGAAGAAAAUUUUUUGUAAUUGUGAA
This is a messenger RNA of Phyllotreta striolata, 432 nucleotides long. The record is from the annotation of a GenBank genome assembly. NCBI's taxonomy places the organism in Eukaryota, Metazoa, Arthropoda, Insecta, Coleoptera, Chrysomelidae.